Messenger RNA from Parathielavia appendiculata, 2721 nucleotides. RefSeq names its product WD40 repeat-like protein. The record is from RefSeq and is a predicted model, not a curated record. Gene Ontology annotation, molecular function: protein binding. Gene Ontology annotation, biological process: TOR signaling; regulation of actin cytoskeleton organization. Gene Ontology annotation, cellular component: TORC1 complex; TORC2 complex. The coding region runs from base 1 to 2721 and encodes 906 amino acids. The transcript has 2 exons. NCBI's taxonomy places the organism in Eukaryota, Fungi, Ascomycota, Sordariomycetes, Sordariales, Chaetomiaceae.
AUGCUACCAGUGCGGUCGUCGCCUAUACCCGAACUUCUCUCGCCCACUGCCCCUCCUGCUUCGGCCGCCGUCCGGUUGCCCGUCGCGUACCCAGCACCCGCUGUUGCGACCAGGCCGGCGGUGCCUGGUACAUUAGCUGCGAGCCCACCACCAGUUGGUAAACAAGCUACUACACCGAUCCCAUCAAGCGCGGUUGCUCGAGCGAGCCAGAGUACGUCGCAGGAUCGGAGAGUAGAGACAGAAGCGAAACCGCGCGCAAAAUGGUUCUACAAGCAGCGGCUGCCGUACCUCACAGUAGCACAGAGGGCGUCAAUUAUCCGUGGCACUCAGCGACCCCUUGAACUAGGUUCCUCCGAGCUCGCCAACCCGGUUACGUUUCAUGUGGAUUUUUCAGCUGCGGAACUAAAGUACAUCCGGGACUUCACUAGGCUUAAUCUGCCGUUGUCACCAAAGGCUGGGACUCCGAAAAAAGAUCUAACCAAGGUUCUCAGGAAGAACCGGGGCCACGUUCGGAGGAUCCUCGAUUUGUUUGCGCUGCGUGGCCAGCUCCCAGGGCGAACACGCGAGGACGUCGAGAACCUGUUCACCGAUCUCAUCAACCCCCAGAGCCGGCUAGGCCGCGCUGUUCUGACAUUAGAAAGGGACAACGGUGAUCAGCGCGGCGAUCAUAUUCGGUCCAGCCGUGUUGACUCCCUCUUGUUCGCAAGGGAAAUUUCUGGUCAGCGGAGCGUCGGGUCAAGAUGCCCACAGCGACUCAACUUCCAGAAUGAGUUCCGGAAGUACCGCGAGGACGACCUUGAGAAAAAGGCCGAGUGGACGGGUUGCGCGGGCGACAUCUCCACCAUUGCCUGGGUGUCCAACGACGGCUUCAUCUGUGGAACGACCGAGCACUCCGACGCGCACAAUCAGCAAUACAACAAGCCUGGCAAUUUGGUCUUAGGUUCGUGUAGUCGUGUCACCCUCCGUGCGUAUCCCGAGCAUCGCAUUGUCCGACCCAUCGUCGAAAGGGGGGAGAACUCGACCGAGGCCAUGCGGGAGAGCCAGGAUCCGUGGCUGUAUUCUUCGGUCGUGUCAUCCGACUAUGAUGCCAUCCACGAUCGGGCUUUUACCUGCUCUUUUGACCGGACGGUGAAGAUCUGGAAGGUUGAAAAGUCGGGAUCUUCCAUGAGCGUUCUAGGCGAGUGGAGGCAUGGCGGCAACGUCAACUUCGUUGCUGCAUCCAAGCAUGAGUCCGGCAUGGUCGCGACCGCCGCCGAUGUAGCAGUGGACGCGGUUCGAAUCUACAACGUCCUCGGGGAAGACAUCUCACGCAGCUCCUUCCGGUCUUACUCGUGCUCUCGCGUGACCGACGAGAGAGGAAACACCGUGUCGACGGAGAAGUGGGCCUAUUUCCCUGCGACCAUGCAGUGGGGCUUGGCAGACGGCGUGAAGAAUAUGCUGCUGGUGGGCUACUCGCCCAGGAGUCGGACGGGCGAUGAUAAUGACAUCCCUGUGGAGCGACGGGACACCGGCGAGCUGUGCCUGUGGGACGGCAUCACCGGAGAGCGGUGGCGUGUCACCUCGGCUACUACCCAGAACGUCUUUGAGGUCCUUUGGCACCCCACUCAAGCCUGUUUCAUCGCCGCCACCUCGCCCUUGGGCCUGGAUCUGGAGCCUAGUGUGCGUACGCAGAUCAGGAUCUUUCGGCCUGCGGAUCAGAUUCAGUUUGGCAUCAAGGCCUACAGCCCCAUCAUGACCCUGGAUUGUACGGCUAUCGAUGUCAACGAGCUGACAAUUAUGCCAAAUAGCUUCAAGUCUUCUUACGUCACGGCAGGGUGCACGGAUGGCAACACCUACGUGUGGGACACGGCCCGUGGCGAUAGGCCCAUCCACAUCCUUCGGCACGGCGAGCCGAUCGAUGAAUACCGGGGCGAUAGAGAACGCGAAGACGUGGGCGUCAAGUUCACAGCAUGGGGAACUACGCCCGAUCGGUUCUAUACAGGCUCUUCUGACGGUCUAGUCAAGGUCUGGAAUGUCCGCUCACUAGACAAGCCGCUGGUUCGGAACCUACUAGAGGCUCCAGCGCCUAUCACAGCGGGCAUGUUCUGCCCCGACAAGUCGAGGCUAGUAGUUGGGGACGCUAGCGGCCGAAUUUUCAUCCUCUCCAUCAACGACGAGAAGGAACAACUAAUGUUGGUCAUGGAAGUGCCUCUCCCGUGCGGAGGCUCUAAGAGGAUCCAGCGACCGCCCGCUGUCAUUCCACAUCCAGACCCCCCGGCGCCUACCCACGACGCUGAAGGCUGUCCGAUCAUAGCUACUUCAGGCCCUGCUCUCGGCCGCGCUUACCUCGAAAACCUGCAGCUUGAGCGCUAUCCUAACCCUACUAUUGGGGUGGUACAGGGCCCUCGAUAUCUUGAAACCGGUCUAUUCCGUCGCGAGCUGCACCUUAAUGAAGACCCUAACCAGCCGCUGCUUGCGCAGUGCCAGAUGAUGCAGCAAGAGGAUCAGAAGCCGCCAUGGCGCCUUGCGAGCAAGCGACGAGAUCAAGGCCUAGCUUUGAGGCUGCUGAAGGAAGUAGCGAACCUAAGAGAAGUGCACCUCGGGAAUAAAAGCUUAGAUCGUUUUUCUCUUGAUGUUGAGGCCUUGUCUAAAGAGACUAGAGUUGAGUUAGAGAAAGCUGGAGUGGAUUUUGAGCUGAUGAGGGACUAUAUCCUUGAGGAAGAAGAGUGGUUUAACUUGUAG